Messenger RNA from Biomphalaria glabrata, 1266 nucleotides. Its product is annotated as solute carrier family 2, facilitated glucose transporter member 3-like. Gene Ontology annotation, cellular component: membrane. Gene Ontology annotation, biological process: monosaccharide transmembrane transport. The transcript has 2 exons. Bases 302 to 709 code for a protein of 135 amino acids. Gene Ontology annotation, molecular function: hexose transmembrane transporter activity. NCBI's taxonomy places the organism in Eukaryota, Metazoa, Mollusca, Gastropoda, Planorbidae. The record is from RefSeq and is a predicted model, not a curated record.
GUUCAGCCUGUAAAUGACGAAACAAAUAAUUCUAUACUAUUCAACUUCAGAUGGUCUACUACUCUUCAAGUAUUUUUAUCUCAGCUGGUCUGAGAAAGGAGACUUCUCAGUAUGCUACGGUAGCCACAGGUGUUGUAAAAGUCAUGUUGACCUUCGAAAUCAUCUCUGCCCUGAUCAUGGACCGGGCAGGCAGAAGAACUCUGCACAUGAUCGGACUCGUGGUGAACUUAUAAGAAAGACCCAUGUGGAAAUGAAUCUAGAAACCUCAGCUUAGGCUUCUAAAUCUCUUACCUUAUUAUUUAUGAUUGAUAUUUCAGGACCAAUACCUUGGUUCAUGAUGACUGAGAUGUUUGCGCAGGGUCCUAGGUCAGCCGCUGUCAGUGUUUCUGUGGUGAUCAACUGGCUGUGCAACUUUGCUGUUGGCUUAGUGUUUCCUAUUUUACAGAAGUCACUAGAAACAUAUUCCUUUCUGCCUUUCUCCAUCAUGCUGUUGUUGUUCUUCAUUUUCACCUAUAUGUUUGUCCCAGAGACCAAAAGCAAAAGUAUUUCUGAGAUUACCCAGCUGUUUAAAUCUCCCACUAUGGAUAGAUCAGAAUCCAGAAAUUCCUACAAAUGCUCAAAGAACAGAUACAUCACCCAAGUCUUGAUAAUUGAUCCACCUCUCUCAGAAAAAGGGACAAAAUAUUAUAUAGAGUCCAGCUACUUAUAGAAUUUAGGUGGCUGAACAAUUUGGCUGCUGUUUUAUUUUUUGAAAUGUUAGUCUUUUGAUUUAGUUUCAUGUUGUUGGAUAAAUUUGUUAUUUAUAACAUUUAAUUAUAAUAUGUACAGGGCUUUCAUUAUUAUAUUAAUGCAAAUACAAUUAAUCAGUUUUAAAAAAUAUAUUCAUCAUUUUAAAUGACAACUUUUGUUAUAUUGUUCUAAAUAUGUAUGAUCAUGUAUCAACAUACCUCAAUAGAAUUGUGAUAACACAACACAUGUUAUCACAACAGUUGUUUAUGAGAUACCAUUUUAUACAUUUAAAGGAGGCCAGAGACUUUCUUCCAAUAAAGUGAUUUAAAACUAUGUACCCCAUCAGUAUUUUAUAUUAUAUUUAUAAAACUAAUUAAAGCAGCUUUUUUCUGGCUGACAAUGUCUGUGCUGGAUGUGGCAAAAUAUGUAAGUUGCAGCUGAGGCUAGGUAGCCAUGGGAAAUACUGCUUUCAUUAAAUCUUCAGACUUGAAGACAAGCCUUAUUAUUAUUAAUCUGGUCAGUGAUUUUGGUGCAAUA